This is a messenger RNA of Lycium barbarum (goji berry), 627 nucleotides long. Its product is annotated as protein MAIN-LIKE 2-like. Gene Ontology annotation, biological process: meristem maintenance; meristem development. The record is from RefSeq and is a predicted model, not a curated record. The transcript has 2 exons. NCBI's taxonomy places the organism in Eukaryota, Viridiplantae, Streptophyta, Magnoliopsida, Solanales, Solanaceae. The coding region runs from base 1 to 627 and encodes 208 amino acids.
AUGGUUGAGCGAUGGCGACUGGAGACCCACACAUUUCAUCUCCACACUGGUGAGGCCACUAUCACGCUUCAGGAUGUGGAGGUCAUGUAUGGACUACAGGUAGAUGGAUGCCCGUUAUACAAAGAAGAGCCUCAGCUGCCGCCGUCGUAUCGGGAGGAGUUGACUAGGCUCACUGAUUGUGUGCCUCAGGAGGGUGAGAUCCAUGGACAGACUCGGAUGUCAAUGCUUGCCCUCUGUACUCACUUGUGCCUUUUAGACAUCGAGCAUCCUAUUACAGACGACACAUCUCAGGUGGAUGUCGAUCGUCAUGCUCGUCUGUACUUGCUCAUCAUAUUCUGGGGCAUCCUAUUUGCGAACACAUUGGGUUCCCAUGUCAGCUUAAAGUAUUUGCUAUUUCUGGAGGAUCUGGGCGACUUGGGAUGUUAUAGCUGGGGCACUGCUGUUCUGGCUUACCUGUAUCGAGCAUUAUGUCGAGCGUUUAUGGGCGAUAAGAAGGAUGUCUCUGGAUUUCACGCGCUCCUCCAGUCUAGGAUGAGGCCUUUUCAGCCCAUAAUUGCGCACCCUCAGCCUGACUUCAUUGCUGAGGGCAUGCCCUACACGCAGAGAUGGACGGGAGGCGUAAUCUGA